This is a messenger RNA of Cajanus cajan (pigeon pea), 480 nucleotides long. Lineage: Eukaryota; Viridiplantae; Streptophyta; Magnoliopsida; Fabales; Fabaceae. The record is from RefSeq and is a predicted model, not a curated record.
AUGAGAUCGACGCCUCCUGCACCAGAUCGACGCCGCCAACGAGAAGAAGCGCCUCCUGCACCGCACCAGAUCGAUGCUGUCACCGACGAGGAGAAGCGCUUCCUGCACCAGAUCAACGCUGCCACCGUCACGGACCGCGUAGCCGACCUCGAGGACGCCGCCUCCCCCGCCCACGCGGCUGCCACCGUCACGGACCGCGUUGCCGACCUCGAGGACGCCGCCCCCCCCGCCCCCGCGGCUGCCACCGUCACGGACCGCGUUGCCGACCUCGAGGACGCCGCCCCCCCCGCCCCCGCGGCUGCCACCGUCACGGACCGCGUUGCCGACCUCGAGGACGCCGCCCCCCCCGCCCCCGCGGCUGCCACCGUCACGGACCGCGUUGCCGACCUCGAGGACGCCGCCUCCCGCGCCCAAGCGGCUGCCCCCGUCACGGACGGCGUGACUCUCUUCUCCCCCUCCGCGUGCACCACUGUUCUCUAG